AUGCGCCGAUUUGGCUCAGCUAUUGUCUUGUAUGUGUUUUACUUGGGAGGUCGGUUGAGUCCGGUGAGGGGCGUGAGUCCACCAGGCGACAUGCCUAUGAACCUGUUAGAUCUGGAACCGGCAACGACGUUGCACUUCUGUAAAACGCCGACGAACACGUCGCCAAAUAGGAAGCUGAUGCUGAGCAACAAGACUAGCGGAUACGUCGCCUUCAAGGUGAAGACCACGGCUCCAAGGUCCUAUCUAGUCCGGCCCAGCGCAGCUACCCUCGGGCCUCACUGCAAAGAGGAGGUGACCAUUAUCCUGCAGCCACCAGGCGAAGGGCAAAACCACCGGUUUUUGGUGCAGGCAGUUCAGGUGACUUCAUCACAGGCGGUCAGCCGAGAACAGUGGAGCGAGUUUAAGAAAGAACAGAUUGAAGAACAGCGUCUCAACGUCGUUCUCGAGGAGUUUGAGACAGAACCUGCAGCGACCCACGAGAACUUCUUUUCUGGGUCCGGGCCAGUGACCGACGCCUCGAGAGUGCCCGGAGGGGAGGCGCCGGCGGACCUGCAGGUCAAGUAUGAUGAGUUAGUGCAGUACACUCUCAUGCUAGAGAAGCAAAAGAAGAAACUGGAGGCAGAGAUAGAAGAGCUGAAGGGCUCCAAGCCUUUGUCCUCCAGUGAGAGUGGCGGUUACAACCUUUUCCAUAUCCUUCUGGUCGCUUUGAUCUCCUUUCUGCUCUCUUAUGCCGCCAAAUUCAUCGGCUGAGAACAGCCCUUCUGCAGGAAACACCGAAAUCGCGCCGCAGUGAGCCUUGACCGUGGCCGACAGAGGUGGCUGCGGCCCCAAAA
This is a messenger RNA of Cladocopium goreaui, 833 nucleotides long. The record is from the annotation of a GenBank genome assembly. Lineage: Eukaryota; Dinophyceae; Suessiales; Symbiodiniaceae.